AUUAUAGUGCAAGUAAAUUUGCAAUAAUUGGCUUUCUGGAGUCAUUAGCUUUUGAGUUGCAGGCUGCAGGAAAGAAAGGCAUUAAAACCACCAUCGUUUGUCCUUCUUUCGUAAAUACAGAAUUAUCUACGGGUAUUCGUGUCUCGAGGCCACUUUUACUUCCUAUUUUGGAUGUAGAGUAUGCAGGCAGGAAGAUUGUGGAUGCAAUUCGAGAGGAGAAGUUUUAUGUGUUCAUGCCUCUGACCAAUUGCAUUUCUGCUUUGAAAAACUUUGUACCUAAGAAAGUGCUAUUCCUUGCUGUAGAGUAUGCUGGUAUUUUCAACAAUCUGGAUGGUGUCCGAGACCAGAAGAGAAGGGACCAAAACCACACUGCUCCGAAGAUGUCCGAUACCAGCUAAUCCAAAUUCAUGUGUAACAUUUAAUGGACAUAAUGGGUUAUUUCUUCAGGUUUAUUUCUUCCUUAGAUCAAUUCUCUUCUAUAUGAUACUUUAGGUGUUUAAAGAUGUCAUAGUUGUUCUGAUAGCUGUCUGUUAAUCAGUAUUUUUCAUCCUCAACUGUUCUCUCUCGUUUCCAUCAAUACAGGCAUAUUCUCCACUCAACAUAUGUACGUAACUCAUUAAAGCAAAUACAAGUUAAUUUAAUGAUCUCUCUCAGUUCCAUAGGUAAUGGGUAUCAGGUCACAAAUUAACAUAGCUAAUAUGAGUCAACAGUGUGACCACAAGCUAAAUAUGAGUCAACAGUGUGAUGCUGUUGCAAAAAAAGCAAACAUGAUUCUGGGAUGCAUUAACAGGUGUGU
This is a messenger RNA of Chrysemys picta bellii (western painted turtle), 796 nucleotides long. NCBI's taxonomy places the organism in Eukaryota, Metazoa, Chordata, Testudines, Emydidae. The record is from RefSeq and is a predicted model, not a curated record.